This is a messenger RNA of Condylura cristata (star-nosed mole), 816 nucleotides long. RefSeq names its product synaptogyrin 4 (gene SYNGR4). Bases 112 to 816 code for a protein of 234 amino acids. Gene Ontology annotation, cellular component: synaptic vesicle membrane; neuromuscular junction. The record is from RefSeq and is a predicted model, not a curated record. Lineage: Eukaryota; Metazoa; Chordata; Mammalia; Eulipotyphla; Talpidae. The transcript has 5 exons.
UCUAAGAAGCGGCUGAGCUCCAACGUAGGCCUGGAGAAUCCCGGACAGCAGCAGACAACACCCAGCCUCCCUGUUCCCACCUCUCCGGCCCCCAGAAGCAGAGCAGCCACCAUGCAUAUCCCUGAAAGCCUCCAAGACCUGGCUGACAGUGAAGCGGUGCAGUUUCUGAAGAGGCCAAAGACGAUUGCUCGGAUCUUUGCUGGGGUCUUCUCUCUCAUCGUUUUCUCCUCCCUGCUGACCGAUGGCUACCAGAACAAGACUGACUCCUCAAAACUGCACUGUGUGCUCAACAGCCAUGCCCCGGCCUGCAGCUUUGCAGUGGGAGCUGGCCUCCUGGCCUUCCUCACCUGCCUGCUCUUCCUGCUUCUGGAUGCCCAGGAGGCUCGCAUUGCCAACACCCGCUUCAAGACAGCCUUCCAGCUCCUGGACUUCAUCCUGGCUGUCCUCUGGACAGGCAUCUGGUUCGUGGGUUUCUGCUUCCUGGCCAACCAGUGGCAGCAUUCGCCCCCCAAACACUUCCUCCUGGGGAGCACCAGCGCCAGGGCGGCAAUCACCUUCGCCUUCUUCUCCAUCCUUGCCUGGAUAUUCCAGGCUUACCUGGCCUUCCAGGACCUCCGGAAUGAUACUCCUGUCCCCUACAAGCGCUCUCUGGAUGAGGGUGGUGUAGUGCUGACCACCAUCUCCCCACCUUCAGCCACCAGCCCCAUCAACACACCCACUGCUGGAGCCAACAGCUUGAGUUAUGCCAGCUCCGCUCUGUCCCCCUAUCUGACCACUCCAAAGGUUCCCCGCCUUGCUAUGAUGUCUGAUGACUAA